AUGAGCGUGAAUACAGUACAAAUUCCAAAGACAUUACCGAUCGUCCCCAUUAAAAACAAAGUAUUAUUUCCUGGCACUGCCCUUCCUCUCCAAAUUGGCCGUAAAGAUACGGCUCAACUUAUGCAAAGAAUUUAUAAAUCUGUAGAUAACAAAGAUUCUAAAUACUUAGUUGGUUGCGUCCCAGUUAAGCCUCCGGCCCCUACUACGACAAAUUCGGAGCAAACCAACACUUUUUCAAAGAAAGUAAAUGAGGAAAUUCUUAAUCAAUCAACGCCUACUUCAGAAUUACAUGAAUAUGGUUGUGCUGCACGUAUCAUUCGAUUGGAAAGACCAGAAUUACAAGAUUUAGCUAUUUCCUUGAAGUCAACUGGCCGCGAACUCUUUAUUAUUUUACAAGAUUUAAAGCUUCCCGUACAAAUGCUAACACAACUUCAGAGAUUCAUUGAUGGUGCUUCUGCUGGAUCAUUGGCAGAUCUACUGCUUAAUGCCAUUAAAGAAGAAUUGGGUGAACGUGAUGACGCAUCCACUGAAGGGGAUGACAUUGCAGAUUUAACGAGGCGAUUACAAGAAGCCGGACUAACGCCAGAAGCUGAUAAGGCAGCUCAGCGGGAAUUAAAGCGACUCAAACGUAUGCAUCCGACACAAGCUGAAUAUCAAAUAGUUCGUACUUACCUUGAAUGGCUUUCUGAAAUUCCAUGGAGUAAAGGCACGUCCGAUACAAUAGACAUUGAUAAGGCACGUUCACAACUAGAAGAAGAUCAUUAUGGUCUUGAAGCUGUAAAAAAACGUAUAUUGGAGUUUCUUGCUGUAUUAAAACUGAAAAAUGAUAUGAAAGGACCGAUCUUAUGCUUAUUAGGUCCACCUGGUGUGGGUAAAACUUCACUAGGAAAAAGCAUUGCCAAUGCACUUGGCCGUAAAUUUCAUAGAAUAUCUCUGGGAGGUGUCAGGGAUGAGGCUGAAAUUCGUGGACAUCGGCGAACUUAUCUGGGUGCUAUGCCUGGGCUUAUAGCACAAGGACUUAGAAGAGUAGGAGUCAAUAAUCCUGUCUUUUUACUCGGGCAUUUGAGUUUGCAUGGUGAUCCGUCGGCUGCAUUACUGGAAGUACUUGAUCCAGAGCAGAAUAACACUUUCAAUGAUCAUUAUCUUAAUGUCCCACUUGAUCUAUCAAAAGUGCUCUUUAUUGCUACGGCUAACCAAAUCGACCCUAUAUCUCCACCAUUACUUGAUCGAAUGGAACUAAUCAGAAUUUCUGGCUACACAUUCGAAGAGAAAGUUCAUAUUGCUAACCGACAUUUAUUACCAAAACAAAUAAAAUACCAUGGUUUGGAACCUGGAUAUGUUAAUAUUUCGGAUGAGGUCUUGCUAAAAAUUGCUACUGGUUAUACUUGUGAAGCUGGUGUCAGAAACUUAGAGAGAGAGAUUGCUGGAGUAUGUAGAGCUAAAGCAGUUGAAUAUGCUUAUGCGAACGAUAAUGGAAAAAAAGAUACAUAUCGACCAGAAGUUACAAUAAAUGACAUAGUAACUAUUCUUGGGGUGGAAAAGUUUAACAAUGACAUAGCUGAACGCACAACGAAUCCUGGUGUUGUCACGGGUCUAGCAUGGACAGCAACCGGAUCUGGUGGUAUUUUAUUUAUCGAAGCAACUCAAAUGCCUGGAAAAGGCAAUCUUAAGUUGACAGGUAAAAGUAAAUUGGGCGAAGUUAUUAAGGAAUCCGCUCAAAUUUCUAUUUCAUGGGUACGGGCACAUUCAUUCCAGUUGGGCAUUACGACAGCAUCUACAGAAUCUACAUUCUUCUCUCAAAGAGACGUUCACAUACAUUUUCCUUCCGGUGCCGUGGCCAAAGAUGGCCCAUCAGCUGGUGUCGCCUUAAUAACGGCACUUGUUUCUUUAUUUACGCAUAGAUGUGUGCCUCCUACAACUGCUAUGACUGGUGAAAUUACAUUACGUGGUCAAGUGCUUCCCGUAGGUGGUAUUAAAGAAAAAAUUAUCGCAGCACAUCGUGCUGGCAUUAAUAAAGUUAUUCUGCCUUCACGAAAUCGUAAAGACGUUGAUGGUGAUGUACCAGUAAAUGUUAAGGAAAACAUUAAAAUUGUGUAUGUAGAUAAUGUUUACGAUGUUCUACAGGCAGCAUUUGAUGGAGAAAAAAUAUGGAUGGAACUUUCUUCAAUUGUGGGAGUCGAGAAUGAAGAUAAGGAAUCAGCUUAUUCUGUGAUUAGUGAAGGGUUAAGACAUUUGGAACUAAUAGCAUCUUAA
Molecule: messenger RNA, 2253 nt
Organism: Racocetra fulgida
Lineage: Eukaryota; Fungi; Glomeromycota; Glomeromycetes; Diversisporales; Gigasporaceae
Source: the annotation of a GenBank genome assembly